Oryzias melastigma (Indian medaka) is the source of this 3229-nucleotide messenger RNA. RefSeq names its product zinc finger protein 436. Lineage: Eukaryota; Metazoa; Chordata; Actinopteri; Beloniformes; Adrianichthyidae. The record is from RefSeq and is a predicted model, not a curated record. Gene Ontology annotation, cellular component: nucleus.
UCCUCCCCCAGCAUUGGUCGACUGACGAGGAUCUCUGCAACCAGCAGAGGACCUUCAGAGUGGACCAGGAGAAUCCAGAACCUCCACAAACUCCAGAGGAACUGCAGGAUCCAGAACCUCUACAGAUUAAAGAGGAACCAGGAGAACUCUGCAUCAGUCAGGAUGAAGAGCAGCUUGAUCUGAAGCAGGAGACUGAAACCUUGAUGGAGAUUCCUGCUUUGGAGGAACAUGUUGACAGUGAAGCAGAUGGAAACAAUCAGCAGAGCUUGAAUGGAACUGAUAGUCAGGAUGAAGAAGGAAACCAACAUGAAGAAUCAACAUCAACUCCAGAUGAAGAGACAGAGUCACAGAACAGAGAUCAGAGGAAGAGAAGAGACAGAAGUCAUGUCCAAAGUGUGGCCAGCUCUCACAUGUCAGAAGUCCUUCCUCAGCACUGGGUGAAAGAAGAAGAAGAUCUCUGGAACCAACAGAGGAACUUCAGAGAGGAACAGAAUGAUCUAAAACCCACACAGACUAAAGAGGAACUGGAGGAAUCAGAACCAUCGCAGAUUAAAGAGGAGCAGGAGGAACCAGAACCUCCUCAGAUUAGAGAGGAACCAGGGGAACUCUGUAUCAGUCAGGAUGAAGAGCAGCUUGAUCUGAAGCAGGAGACUGAAACAGUGAUUCCUGCUUUGGAGGAAAAUAAGAACAGUGAAGCAGAUCUAAACAAUCAGCAGAGCUUUAAUGGAACUGAUAGUCAGGAUGAAGAAGGAAACCAACAUGAAGAAUCAACAUCAACUCCAGAUGAAGAGACAGAGCCACAGAACAGAGAUCAGAGGAAGAAAAGAGACAGAAGUCAUGUCCAAAGUGUGGACAGCUCUCACAUGUCAGAAGGUCAGUGGGACUCUGAUGUUAGAAAAAAGUUCCGGAAAGCAAGUUUUGUCAAGAAACCCAAACAAUCCGCAAAAGAAAAGAGACUUUCCUCUGCAGGGUCUGGUAAAAGAACAAGAAUUCCACACGACGUGUCCGUUAACAUGAGAACUAUGUCUGAUGAACAACCUUUUGUCUGUAAAGAAUGUGACAGAAGUUUUAGUUAUGUAUCUAAUUUAAGAAGACACAUAAUAACUCAUACAGGAGAGAAGCCUUUCUCGUGUAAAGAAUGUGACAAAAGUUUUAGAGAUAAAUCUACUCUCAGAAUACACAUGAGAACUCAUACAGGAGAGAAGCCUUUCUCGUGUAAAGAAUGUGACAAACUUUUUCGUCGAACAUAUCAUCUGAAUUUACACAUGAGAACUCAUACAGGAGAGAAGCCUUUCUCAUGUAAAGAAUGUGACAGAAGUUUUAGUGAUCAAUCUGGUCUCAGAUCACACAUGAGAACUCAUACAGGAGAGAAACCUUUCUCGUGUAAAGAAUGUGACAGAAGUUUUAGUGAUAAAUAUAGUCUCAGAUCACACAUGAGAACUCAUUCAGGAGAGAAGCCUUUCUCGUGUAAAGAAUGUGACAAAAGUUUUAGUCAAACAUGUCAUCUGAAAUUACACAUGAGAACUCAUACAGGAGAGAAGCCUUUUUCGUGUAAAGAAUGUGACAAAAGUUUUGGUCAAACAUCUUGUCUGAAAUUACACAUGAGAACUCAUACAGGAGAGAAGCCUUUCUCGUGUAAAGAAUGUGACAAACUUUUUCGUCGAACAUAUCAUCUGAAUUUACACAUGAGAACUCAUACAGGAGAGAAGCCUUUUUCGUGUAAAGAAUGUGACAAAAGUUUUAGUCGAACAUGUCAUCUGAAAUUACACAUGAGAACUCAUACAGGAGAGAAGCCUUUCUCGUGUAAAGAAUGUGACAAAAGUUUUAGAGAUAAAUCUAGUCUCAAAACACACAUGAGAACUCAUACAGGAGAGAAGCCUUUCUCGUGUAAAGAAUGUGACAAAAGUUUUAGUAAUAAAUCUGGUCUCAGAACACACAUGAGAACUCAUACAGGAGAGAAGCCUUUCUCAUGUAAAGAAUGUGACAAAAGUUUUAGUGGUAAAUCUAGUCUCAAAACACACAUGAGAACUCAUACAGGAGAGAAACCAUUCUUGUGUAAAGAAUGUGACAAAAGUUUUAGUGAUAAAUCUAGUCUCAGAUCACACAUGAGAACUCAUACAAGAGAGAAGCCUUUUUUCAUGUAAAAAAUGUGACAGACGUUUCUGUCAAAUAGUCAAUCUCAAAGGACACAUGAACUCAUACAAGAGAGAAUUUUAUUUUUGAAAGCAAGUGAAACCCACAGUGAAUAACUCAUAAAGAAAAGACAAUAUUGUUUUAACUAGGAACAUUUAAAUAUUGUGAACAACAUUUUUCCCUAUUUUAAUGGCCAUUUAAAAUCAACUUUUUAAAAGUGUAUUAUAAUAUUUAUUCCUCACUAUAAACAGCUCCAAAGCGGUAUUUUGAUCCAUUCAUGCAUUCUGAGAAAUCCUCUAAAAAUCUGCACUCUGAGCUCCAGCCCCUCCUAACCCACAAAAACAAGCGGGUUCUCACAAGCUGACAUCACAAAGUGAGGACGGCCCCUUUUAGGAAGCGUCUACACUGCCAGCACUUCCCCAGGCUAAACACCUUCAAAAUUCUUUCAUUUUAGCAUUGACUCUGAGAAGAAAUGGGUUCAUUUUGCACCUAAUCUGCAGAGACAGAUUUGAUCUAUAUGGAUAUAGUUUUCUCUGAAAGGCUUAAGAAUGACAUGAUAAAGACCUUAAAAUGGUCUGUCAGUUGGUAAAAUUAAGUUAGUUUCUAAAACACGUCACAGCGGACAAGAUUUGUGGAGAUUCUGCUUUUAUUUUCUAGCAGAACUUGGAUCAUUUCCACUCUACUAGAGGUACCUAACCCUGCUUAUCCCUAAACAUCUGUUUCUGUGUUUGAUCAACCAGCAAAUUCCCUGACCUGAACCCAAUAAAAAAAAUCUAUCAAGUGUUUUUAAAGAGGAAGAUGACACGGCAGAGCCAACAAUGAAGAUGAGUUGAAGUCGGCUAUCAAAUGAACCUGAGCUUUUAUUCCAUGUACACAGAGCCACAGGCUGAUGGCCUCCAUACCACAUUGAUGCAGUCAUUCAAUGAAAAGGAGGAACAAGUGAUUAUUGAAUGGAGACAAAAGAACACUUCUGAAUCUGAAAAUGUCCUUUUAUGCUUCUUCUGAUAGAAUAUUCUCAUUUUCUUAGAUGAUGAAAAGCUAAAAACUUCUCUAUCAGCCACUAUGAUCACAUUGAUCAAAAUAAAGAAAUGUGUAA